CUUCCUUCGUUUUUCUGCCACGACGUCCAGAGUCUCGCACUUCCUCACUCGUACCCACGGGUUUUCCUUCAUAUCUACCAGUCUCCCUUCCACCACUUCCUUUUAAUUCCUCUCAGUUCACACUUCAUGUUUCUUGUUAAUCGAGCAUCCUUGUUGUACAUGUACUGCAUACUUUUGUUUGGAAGCUACUCGAAGAGUCGAUCGAAUUCGUACAUAGAUAUCCUGCUCUCCCAGCCCAAUCUCAAAGAUCAGGUCAGCGACCUCGAGCCAGGCGAAGGUGUUGAUCCAGAUUCAAACCUUAGGAAAUUUUUAAUUUGGAAAUUCCCAAUCGAGUUUCUUCUGAAAAUCAAAACAAGGCAUAUUUCAAAAAGAGACCGAAAAUAAACUUACUUAUCAGACCAGGCAUGGUCGACCAUUUUUGAAUCUUAGGCGGAAGAGAGAA
Messenger RNA from Suillus fuscotomentosus, 442 nucleotides. RefSeq lists its product as uncharacterized. The coding region runs from base 127 to 384 and encodes 85 amino acids. NCBI's taxonomy places the organism in Eukaryota, Fungi, Basidiomycota, Agaricomycetes, Boletales, Suillaceae. The record is from RefSeq and is a predicted model, not a curated record. The transcript has 2 exons.